Messenger RNA from Dromiciops gliroides (monito del monte), 612 nucleotides. RefSeq names its product RNA polymerase II degradation factor 1-like. Lineage: Eukaryota; Metazoa; Chordata; Mammalia; Microbiotheria; Microbiotheriidae. The coding region runs from base 232 to 612 and encodes 126 amino acids. The record is from RefSeq and is a predicted model, not a curated record. The transcript has 2 exons.
GCUUCCUCUCCUCUCCUUACUCAGUUUUCCAACGAGCCCAGAGAAAUUCAAUCCUCGCAUCCAAGCCUCUAGCCCCCGAAAGGUAACCGGGCAUGCUCACUGAGUCUCUUCCAAGGAGAAAGUGCCUCGUUGUAGUGGAGUUCCGAGGCCGGGAGGUGCCGCUGCGCCCCUGCUUCCUUCCAUUCGCCUGACCCAGCGGAGAAAGUUGGGCUCCGGGAAAGGAUGUGCUGAAUGGUGCUCUUCAGAUCCGCGGCGGUCGCGGAGGAGGCAGCGGAGGAGGAGCAGGAGCCUGAGCCCCAGCCGAGCCGGAGCAGGCAGCAGCAGCAGCAGCGGCAGCGGCAGCGGGAACGGCGGCGGCAGCAGCGGCGGCAGCAGCGGCGGCAGCAGCAGCAGCAGCACCAGCCGCAGCUACGGUUACAGCUGGCUCCCUCUCGCCCUGUCCCUUCUGGUCCGCUAGCCAAACCCCAGUGUCCGGCUCGUGCCUCGCUCCUCCGCGCUCGUUCGCCCUUGUCUUCUCGGCAUCUGCUGCUGCUCCCCGACGGGCGACUGACACCACUUUCCACGGAGGGCAUGGACCCACGCUUCUCCGCCUGCUCCUCACUCCUGCGCUGA